UCCAAACAGAGCACUGACAGUAUCAGCUUUGCUCCUCGCUCUGGUUUCUAGGCAGAGUUUUUAAGUAUCGACAAUAAACAUGUCUUCGGUUCAGCAUAACAGAGCGUUUAUUAAUGAGCAGGAAACUGAUGCUGAGGAAGGAUUCCCUGAGUUUAAAGAAAUCAUCGUCAAGUCUGAAGAAGAGGUCGACGAUAUGCCACAAUAUUAUUCGUGCAAAGAUGAAGAGCAGAUCUCUAACCAGGAGAAGGAAACCAGUUUGAACCAAAAGGACACAGAACUUCAGCAGAUGAAACGGGGCCAAGAGGAACAAGAGCACCUACUGACACAAGAGGAGCAGGGAGAACUGGUGCAUCUGGAGAUAAAGGAGGAAGAAGAGGAACUCUGCAUCAGUGAGGAUCAGGAGGGUCUUGUGUUGAAGCAGGAGACAGAUAACUUAACAACUGUUGGUAAUAUGGAAAAAUCCUCCUUUAAACAUAACCGAACCAAGCUUGACCAAGCCGAUCAGGAAGGAAACAAUCCAGAAGACUCCGGAUCCAGAAGAGAUGAAGAGCCAAAACAAAAUAACAGCCUUUUGAAAACUCACACAUUCAAGAAUCUGUACUCCUGUCAAAUCUGUGGCAAGAUUUUUCCUCAAAAUAGUCACCUGACAAGACACAUGAGAAUUCACACAGGUGAGAAGCCUUUCACGUGCGUCACGUGUGGAAAAAGCUUCAGUCAAAAAGGUAAUUUAGCUUAUCACAUGAAAGGCCACACAGGGGAGAAGCCUUUCUCAUGCAUCACCUGUGGAAAAAGCUUCAGUUUCAAAAGCAUUUUACUCAUUCAUGCAAGAAUUCACACAGCUGAGAAGCCUUUCUCCUGCUUGACCUGCGGAAAAAGUUUCACCCAAAAAAGCAGUUUGACUUAUCAUAUGAGGGUUCACACAGGUGAGAAGCCAUUUUCCUGCAUGUUCUGUGGAAAAACCUUCAGGCAAAGAUCCAAGUUAACGCGUCACACUAGAAUUCACACAGGUGAGAAGGCGUAAAACUCAAAGCAUUAGGGUGCUUUGUAACUGAACAUUUAGAUGCUGCAAUGAUUAACUGAAAGAAUCACACUAAAAUACUAAUUACACCAGGGGUCACCAAUGUUUUUAAGGCUGAGAGCUACUUCAUGGGUACUGAGUCAUAGGAAGGGCUACCAAUACUGACCUAGGAACUGGAGUGUUCAACUAAACCACAUACUUAAUAAAUAUAUUUUGGAUAUUUUAAUAAAGGAAUUUGAAUAAAUGAUUAAACGCUAUAUAUAUGAUUACUAUAAUGAAAUAGUCUUUAAAUUAUAAAAAAAGAAUAGAAACAAAAUCAAAAAAAGUUUAAAACUUAGUCCAUUGGUGAUUUUUUUUUCUGUUCUCAGAAGACACUCAGAGCAUCCCAUGUAGUUCUAGAGGGCCCCUUUGUGUCUGCGGGCAGUUCUUUGGUGACCCCUGAAUUACACUAUCAUGUAAUGUUGUGCCAACUGUAGCUUCCUAGUUUAAAGGGAGUUUAUGAAGUGUACCAAACAGUGAUAAUAUUUAAUUGUUUGUCUUCCUCUAAAUAUAACUUCUAUGACUUAAUUCCUGACGAAGCAAGUCUGACUUGUGACAUUUAUCAAGUACAUCCUUUCAUCCAGUAACCAGACUCUUUUUUUUUUUUUAGGAAAGUUUAGUUUCAGCAGUUUAAAGAAUGUGUUGGUGAAAUUAUUUAAAAGACUGAUUCAAAAGUAUUUUUCUUUUAUAUGUAUAGCCAGGUUUUUAAGAUCCUCUUGUGAUCGUUUUUUUUUUUCAGCUAAAACCCAGCCUUUUCAUAUUGUCCAUAGAACUUCAUACAAAUGGAAGUUUAAUGAAGUUUUUAUAUGAAUGUUUUCUUCAUUUUCAGUGUUAUAAAUAGG
Cyprinodon variegatus (sheepshead minnow) is the source of this 1899-nucleotide messenger RNA. Its product is annotated as zinc finger protein 260-like. The coding region runs from base 80 to 1021 and encodes 313 amino acids. The transcript has 2 exons. NCBI's taxonomy places the organism in Eukaryota, Metazoa, Chordata, Actinopteri, Cyprinodontiformes, Cyprinodontidae. The record is from RefSeq and is a predicted model, not a curated record.